This is a messenger RNA of Nezara viridula (southern green stink bug), 2087 nucleotides long. NCBI's taxonomy places the organism in Eukaryota, Metazoa, Arthropoda, Insecta, Hemiptera, Pentatomidae. The record is from the annotation of a GenBank genome assembly.
CUUCGAUUAUAUAAUUUUUUGUUUUUACGUUAAGUUUAUGUUAGUAUACAUCAUUGUUUUAACCCAUAAAUAUUUGGAGGAAACUUGACUGCAUUGUAGAUAUGCUAAACUUUUUUAGCAUUCGCGAUUCGUUUCCUUACACUGUCGAAGAAGAAAUUGUUUCCUUCAGAGGUUAUUCCAUAUUCUCGGUAAGUAAUGGUGUAAAGAAGUCGACAGGCGAAAAGGUAAGCAUUUUCAUUCACAAUAAAAAGCCAGAUAAUCCAGAGGAACUAUUGAACCAUGCCAUAAUAGCAGUUAAGAAAUUAAAAAAGUUCAAACAUCCUUCAAUAUUGACUUACGUUGACAGCUAUGAAGAUGAGAACAACAUUUAUUUAGUAACCGUUCGCUGCCUCCCACUGUUCGCGUAUUUGCACAAGUUGGGUAGCGAGGACUUGGGAGAGAUGUACCUCAAGUGGGGGCUGGCCUCUAUUGGCGAAGCCGUCGCCUUUCUUAACAGCGUCGAGCUUCGCCAUAACAACAUCUUCCACGGGGCAGUGUUCGUCAACGAUCAAGGGAUCUGGCAACUCGGUGACCUGGGCUACGUCACGGAUUUCAGGUCCGAAUAUCCUCCAAAGCACAUUAGAAUAUUGGAUAAGUACCGCCCACCUGAAAAUGAUUCGCUGUCGGACGAUUGGGGUGUCGGAGUCCUACUAUGGGAAACGUUCAACGGAGAAAUAGAAAGUUCUGAAAGCCUCAUAGAUAUUGCUAACGUUCCUAACGAGCUCCUCCCUGUCUUACAAAAACUGAUAAGUCCUUAUCGAGGUUACCAAGGAGCUAUCAGGGACUUAAUAGAUGUCUGUCACGAUGAUAACAUGUUAACAAAAACCUUGGAAGGACUGAACAGCUACCAUCUCCAAGACAGAGAUUGCAAAAGUAAACUUUCGAAAGAAAUCCUCAAGAUAGUAUCGAAGACCCCAAAAGAUAUAAUUAUUUUCCGAAUACUGAGACAAAUCAGGCAGGCUUAUGAGUACGAAGAAGAGAACGGAUCAUAUCUCGUCCCAGUAAUAUCCAAAAUUGCUUCGGUACUAAACGAAGAUGAAUUCCGCUCUCACUUGGAACCUUUUGUUGCUUUUCUAUUUUCCACUAAAGACAGAGCCACUCGAUUCAAUCUCCUGGUGAACAUUGACGAGAUUGCCAAUAAAAUCGAUAACAAAAGUAUCAACAACCUUUAUCCAAUCAUAUCUGCAGGCUUCUUGGAUACCAGUCCCCAGAUAAGAGAUGAGACCGUGAAGGCUAUGAUGCACGUUGCUCCAAAGCUGUGCAAGUCCGUCAAUCGAGAAAUGAUCCGGCAUCUGGUCCACAUCCAGAAGAACGAUGAGAGCUCCUACAUCAGGACGAACGCGACAAUUUGCCUAGCCAACAUCGCCUACUGCCUGGAGUCUCGCGUACGUCAGAAAGUUCUUCUUUAUUCUUUCCUGCUGGCGUUAAAUGACCCGGACGACCAUGUGAGGAAAGCUGCUAUCCAUGCUUUCAGCGUUACUCAUCGAUUCUUUUCGGUGGAAGUGACCGCGAAAAGUAUACUUCCCCGGCUAGUCUCUCUAACGAUCGACAAAGAACCAAUCGUUAGGCGGAGCGCUUUUAAGACCUUGAAGAUACUCCUUCUCAAGUUGGAGGAAGUUUCCUAUUUCCCUCAGAGGCUGGCGGAAGUAGAGCGGGACGUGGCGAGCGAGACUUGUGAUAACCCUCCGUCCUGGGCUCAGUGGGCCAUAAAUGCGCUUACCAAAAACUAUUUCAAAAAUACAGAGUCCAAUUCGGAUCCGGUAAUAUCCGAAAAAAAUAAACCUGAACAUUAUACAAAAGAACCUAUUGAAAGGAAAGAACACGUGGAUACUAAUGUUCCUACACCUAUUCCUGACAUGAAAACACCAAAAGACCACGGCAUGGACGAACAUAAAGUGCAUCAAGAUUACCCAAUGGUUGGUGAUAAGUUCUUUGAUGUGAACCUCAAGCGGACCCAUACUGAAGGCGUCCCAAGAAAACGAACCAACACUAUAAAAUCAAACCAGAUUUUUGAUAUAGAUUCAUCUUAAUAAAAUUUUUAAAAUAUG